Messenger RNA from Giardia duodenalis, 1089 nucleotides. Its product is annotated as Mechanosensory abnormality MEC-17-like protein. The transcript has a single exon. Gene Ontology annotation, molecular function: tubulin N-acetyltransferase activity. Gene Ontology annotation, biological process: alpha-tubulin acetylation. Lineage: Eukaryota; Fornicata; Diplomonadida; Hexamitidae. The coding region runs from base 1 to 1089 and encodes 362 amino acids. Gene Ontology annotation, cellular component: microtubule. The record is from RefSeq and is a predicted model, not a curated record.
AUGCAGUUUGGAUGUAACGUUGCAGAGGCCUUCGGACUCCGGCGGUCCGGGGUGGUCCUCCUUACAGAUCAAUCACUAAGAAGUAUGCCUCUCAGCCAGCAGAAGAAGGUCGAGAUCAUCUUGGACGGCAUGGGGCGCGGGUCUCAGGCAGCACAAGGUCUCCCGAGCCCCAUAACUAGCCUGGCAUUCAUUCGCGAUUCCCACCACUUCCUGUUCUUAGCUGUCGAUGAGGACCAGUGCCUCGGGAUCCUGAAGGGAGGCAUCAAGCAUCUCUUUAUGCUCGACAGCCAGAACGAGACCCACGAGAUGGACGCGAUGUGUUGCCUGGACUUCUACACCCAUGAGACGGUGCAGCGCCGAGGGAUCGGAACACGGCUCUUCCGCGCCAUGGAGCUUCACACGCAUAUCUCCGCUCAGGGCUGGGCUUUCGAUCGACCCUCUCCGAAGUUGCUGGCCUUCCUCUCGAAGGUGUACGACAUGCAUGACUUCAAGGCCCAACCCAACAACUUCCUCAUGCUGGAUGCAUCCAUUCGUCUUUGGGGGGCUGAGUUCAAGCAGUACAGGCGCAGCAAAAAGCACUAUAUUCCAGAUGCAUACCUACUUCCAGAGACCCGGGAAAGCGAGUAUCUGGGCGAGGCGGAGCUUACCAAGAGGACGCUCAUCAGGAAGUCAACAGCCGUCAUUCCCCAAACUAAAACCACUCAAUCAGAGGAUGCGCCAGCUCGCGCCUUGACGGCAGAUGAACUCCUGUCCAAGCGCUCUGUUGUUCUGCCCACAGCAAGCAGGACCCCUUCCCUCCCGGAUCAGCCCCAGUCCGUGGCAGCCGCGUACAUGAACAAGCGUAUAGAAGGAGCAGGUCCCAGCUUUGAGCAGUACAUGCGUGACCACUACGGAGCCAAAUCUCUCAUUGUGCCUUCCGAAAUACAGACAUCGCUUAACCAUUCAAAAGACUCAGUAUCUCAAGAGGACAUGAUUCAGCGUCAACGACAACUUGACCGAAUGGCUUUCACCCUCGCACGGGAGGCUAAUGCCCGCGGCUCCAUUCAUAAUACUGUAGGUAGGGGUGUCAUCUGCGGUCGAAGGGGAUGA